Lactuca virosa is the source of this 3042-nucleotide messenger RNA. NCBI's taxonomy places the organism in Eukaryota, Viridiplantae, Streptophyta, Magnoliopsida, Asterales, Asteraceae. The record is from the annotation of a GenBank genome assembly.
AUGGCUGUAGUUUCUAAUCAUGUUUCUUUUGAAGAAGAGUCUUCAUUGCCGACUCUUACUUCUCAGUCAAGCAAUUGUCAAGCCAUUUUGAAUCCAUCCAAGUAUCCUGAACCUCUUCAGAUUAUGGUGGAAUGUAUGAAAUGUUCUUUUCUAAGCAGAGCUUUGUCAACAGCUAAAGAGGUUCCAUUGAGAAUCGUCACUCUAGCAUUCACUACAGCAAUUGUCAACAAAGUGAACGAUACGAUUUCUUUUGAAAUUCAAGGUGUGAAGGUUGAUUUUGCUACUGUGCUUUGGAAUGAAUUUGUUGAUAGCAUCAAACAUUCAAAAAGGGCAACUGAACUUUCUGCACAUAGAUUUUGGGCCUUAAUAGUUUCUCAGGCUUACGAAUUUCACAAAAUUCCAGUUGAAGAGUCUGAAGUUCCGAAGAUGGUGAUUCAUCAAAUUAGUAUUCCGACCAAAGUUGAUCAAUCUAAUUUCUCUUUUGUUGGUCAGAUUCCUGAAGAAAUGUUGAGUUUGAUUAAAUGUCCAAGUAAGAUUUUGGAUCAAUACCGGGCUUCUCUUAUCAUUCCUUACCCUGUUCGACCUGCACCUCAAGAAGGAGAAGAUGUUAAACUUACAAAAAUGAUUAGGAAGAAAAGAAAAACUCCACGUGUUAAGAGUAAACUUGGUUCGACAGAUGUUAAAACUGAAUUUGUGAGAAAGUCAAAGCGAGUCAAGAAACCAAGGAUUGUUGAAGAACCUGUUGUUGAAGAAGAGGACAUGCAACAACAUCAGGGUGGUUUGAAUUUUGAAGAAGAUAUUUCUAUAACCACAGCUCUAACAAUUGUCACUUCUUUAGUGGAGACAAUUCUGAUGUCUACUGCUACAAUUCCAGUCGAAACUACAUUGGUUGAGACAGUACCCAUUUCAGAACCCGUUGUCGAAAACUCUAUUUCUGAACCAAUGUCUAUCUUUGAACAUUUGACCACUUCUGAAACUCAUAUUUCUACUUCAGAUCAUUCGGAAGCUACAAUUUCUGAAAGACCUUUAAAGAAUACAUUAGGGAAUGGUUUUAUAGAUGAAGAAGAAGAAGUGAUUGAUGGAUAUAUGUUUAAGGCCGGGGAAGAUCCUUUUUUUGAUGAUGUUGUCGAUGAUUUUGAGAUGGCUGCUCUUGGUGAAGACUUUGUUGCUUCUGAUGAAGAGGAUGACGAAGAUGAUAAUCAGUCGAUGUCUAAAAGAGAUUUUAAGAAGUUGAAUCGUAAGCUUAAUGUUGUAUUACGAUCUCUUGAUUCCAAUACUCAAUCUGCCCAACAUUCGAAUCAAGAAAAAAUGCUUGCUGAUUGGUCUGUCAUGCUUUCUGAUCAAAACAAAAAGAUUGAUUCAUUAAUGACUGGUUUUGAUCUUUUUAAAGAUCACAUAAAUAUUGAAACCAAGUCCCAAAUGACGAAGGUACAAGAAGUUAUGUUUAAUGAGUGCAAAAAGCUUCUUGAUGAAAUCUCGAAGAUGAGAGAAGAGAAUGAGAAGUCUUUAAACACGGCAUUUAGUGAUCUCAAAAGUGAACAUGAAAAUUCUCUCAAAAGUCUAUAUGAAUCUCUUACUGAAGCGAAACAGAGAGAAAUUUCUUUACAAAAUGAGUUGACGAAAGCGUUAGCCCAUAUCGAGUUUCUUCGUUCUUACACGAAUGUUGUUAAUCCAGAAGAACUUGCAAAGCAGGUUGAGACUCAAAUGGUUGCAUCUCAUCUCAAGUCUCUACAACCUGUUAUCGAAACAUACCCAAAGAGUGUUCCGAAGGUAUCUUUGUCACCUUCUAAACAAGGGGGAGGAGAAAGUCAGGAAUUCAAUCUCAUGACUCCAGAGAUCAUUCUUAUAUCAUCCGAAGGUACUUCUUCUGUUCCAUCUUCUGAAGCUACGUUUCUUGCAACCUUACCAUCUACCAUAUCAAACACUGUUGCAUUUCCUGUUUCUACUCAAUUCACAAAGAGUAUUCCUUUGCUAUUAUCAAAACCUCUUUCAAUUGGUUCAACUGCUGUUACUACAAUGCUUUUAUUAAGUUCUGAACCAAAUUCUUCAAAAGGAAAAGAAAAUAUGGAAGUGCUAAGUAAGAAAGAAUUGAGACAGAGAAAAACUGAGGAAAGAAACCGUUCCCAAUUGAAUUUUGAUGCAGAGUACAUUAGAGGAGUUGCUGAAGAAGAAAAAAUGGAAGCUGAGAAUAGGGUAAAAUUGAUAAGAAGUUUGGGAUUUUCUGAAAAUACUGUGUUUGACCUUGUUCCCAAAGAAAGCUGCUCAGUUAUCAAUUCUUUGGAAAAGCAAUUUGAUUUUCCUAUAUCUCCAAGGGCAUAUGGCUAUCCUAUCAUGGGUCCAAAGACUAAUGAAAAUAUUGGUGAUUUGUCAUAUAACGAAAGACUUGUUCGUUUCUAUGCUCUUGUUGGGAAACCUUCAGAAUAUUCCUGGAGUCCAAAGAUUAUCAGAAGCGUUGAGUCUGUCAUGAAGACCAAAAGUUUUGAAAAUGUGUUUCAGAAUUUCAAGUUUGUUGUUCGGAGAGACAUUAUGGAUGAUAUUACUUUCACGAUUGCCGAUUUCCCAAAUUUGAAUCCACAUGAUUUAAUUGUUUUAUUGAAGCUCUUAAAAGACAAGGGUUUUAAGCCAAAUUCUGUUGCAAUGCACUCUAUCAAGACUUUUCUCUGUUACUAUUACAGAGACAUAGCUCGAACUGAUAUAGUCUUGGCUGGAGCUAUAAAUCAGAAAGUAAAGUUACCAAAUAAAGAGGCUGAAGGAAUUGAUAAUAUUGGUGCUGGAGAAAUUGUUACAAAACCAACAUGGGGUUCGACUUAUUCAGUUAAGGUAGCAGGUGGUAGAUCAAGGAAAGUAUUCUUCAGGAUGAAUGAGAAAGAGAGGUUCCCUAAUAACGUGUUGGAGGGAAUAAUUCAAAGGAUUAUGUUGAAUUCUAAGAAUUCGGAAUCUGCGAGAAAGAAAGCUGUGGAUAUGCUAAGAUGGUGGUUGAAGAUCAGAGAAGUUUUGUUGGAAUUGGUUCCUGUUUUAUUCCCAGAUUUGAUGAAAGAUUAA